CAAAGUGCGGCUUAUUAGUGAGUCAUUUGAUUCCAAUAUGGCGAAUGUGAGGGAUAGUGAUACUUCGUUGUGGCUUCAUAAUAAGCUUGGAACGUCAAACGAUAGCUGGACGGGUAGUUCAAUUUGUUCUCAGUUAAAUGCCGAAGUUUUAAGGAAUAUAAAAGAUUGUUUUCCAGACUUACAAACCCAAGUGAAGCUUAAAUUACUUCUAUCUUUCUUUCACAUACCAAGACGCAAUGUUGAAGAGUGGCGAGUGGAAUUGGAAAAGAUUAUCGAGGUGGCAUCUCUGGACAGCGAAUUAUGGGUGUCGAUGUUAUCCGAAGCGAUGAAAACGUUUCCAAAUACUGGCUCUUUAAAUACAGAUAUCACUGAUCUUGAUGAGCAUCGUCCAAUUUUCGGAGAGUUAGUUAAUGAUUUACGAAAAUUAUUAAAAAAACAAAAUGAUCCAGCCAUGUUGCCUCUCGAGUGUCAUUAUCUCAACAAAACAGCACUUACCUCAGUCGUUGGUCAACAGCCACAACCCACAAAACAUUUUACUCUCAAAAGAAAGCCCAAGAGUGCUACAUUAAGGGCAGAAUUAGUACAAAAAAGUACAGAUGCAGCGAGUAAUUUGAAAAAGAGUACAGCACCUACAGUUCCCGUUCGAAGUAGAGGAAUGCCGAGAAAAAUGACCGACACAACUCCUUUGAAAGGAAUUCCGAGUCAAGUUCCAAGCAGUGGAUUUCGGUCUCCCUCACAUACGAGUCCAGCUCUCGCGAAUAGAACUCCAAUUAGUAGUCGUAUUCGCAAAGACGGUGGCAUUAAGCUAUUGGAUAUUAACGAACAACCUUUAGGCUAUGCACAAGCCAAAAAACGAAAGAAGAUGAUGGAGCUGGAGGAGCAGCAGAAGAAGGUGGCAGAGGCACAGGCUGCGGCCGCAGCUGCCGCUGCAUCGGCGGCAACAGCUACGGAAACAUCAGCAACUCCAGAAUACGCUCAGGGUCUUACGCCGAUUAAUCCACCAACAACAACUGUCAUAACGCCAACAGUGCCACAAACUUAUGUCACGCCAAACACUCCAACUGGUGUUACUGCAGCAGUUACGCCACAAACUCCAACUACACCCACGACACCUGCUACGCCUAGUUCGUCACUUCCAGUCGCAACUCCAGCAACUACUCCCGCCGUUGAGAGUGCACCUAUUGGAGUACAAACAGUCAGGCCGGCUCAGACUGUCACGCAAAUUCGUAUUCAAACAGCGGCACAGCCCGCUGGUUCCACGGCGAACACAAGAAAAGGAUUGUCCUUGACGAGGGAACAAAUGUUGGAAGCUCAGGAAAUGUUUAGGACAGCCAAUAAAGUUACAAGACCAGAGAAGGCUCUUAUUCUUGGUUUCAUGGCAGGUUCCAGGGAUAAUCCUUGUCCAAAAUUGGGCAACAUUGUGACAGUGAUGUUGUCAGAAAAUGUCGAGGAUGUGACACAACCCGAUGGAACGACAGUGUCAAUGUUGGUUGAGACACACUUCCAGAUGAAUUACACCAAUGGCGAGUGGAAAAGGAUAAAGAAAAAUAGACGUGUAGUAUCCGAUGAUAAUUGUGCGACGAAUACAUCAACCCCUAGUGCCACAGCCAAGGCUUCUAAUUAAGUUUAUCGAUCAAUCAAACAUUAAUAAUUUAGUUCUUUUUUUGUACCUUAGAUUUGUUUGCAAUUCCUUUAAAGAAGAAUAUAAAUAGACAUUUAUUUUAAAUUUA
This is a messenger RNA of Leptopilina boulardi, 1730 nucleotides long. It is a transcript of the gene Nelf-A, whose product is annotated as negative elongation factor A. The record is from RefSeq and is a predicted model, not a curated record. Gene Ontology annotation, biological process: negative regulation of transcription elongation by RNA polymerase II. The coding region runs from base 38 to 1624 and encodes 528 amino acids. NCBI's taxonomy places the organism in Eukaryota, Metazoa, Arthropoda, Insecta, Hymenoptera, Figitidae. Gene Ontology annotation, cellular component: NELF complex. The transcript has 6 exons.